UCGACAAUGAAUGUUCAAAUGUUGUUUUUUUAUUCUGUCAUUAUUCAUUUAUUAAAGUCUGUGUGAUAGGUGCCGAUUUUUGAUGCGCGUGCAUCACUGCGUUUAAUGUGUUAAUGCAAUUUAUCUUUCAAUAACUAACAGCAACAUGGCUUCUUACAGACAUUAUAAUUAUAUCUUUGUGAAUAUAUCAUCUUUAAUAUGGUGGUGUACUGUGGUAUUUUCAUGGGACAGAAGUGAGAAUAACAAUACAGCAGAAUGUAAAACUCUAUUUGUACACUAUUAUGACACCUAUACACACCAGAACACUUCUACAGUAUGUUGUGUGUAGGUCUACAGUUUGUAUUUACACCUUAUGUGUAUUGUGUUCAAUAUGAUAUGUUACAAACUGUACAUUUGUGUGCUGGUUUUUAUACCUCAGCACAAAUACUGCUCACACUUGUGUCUAUAGUCUGACAACAAAGUGACCACGGACUAUACAAAUAUCUGUUGUGUCGGAUGUGGAGAUUAUGGUACUCAACCUGUGUGAAGCGCAUUUCCAGACCACAAUACAGUGCAACAAGCUCUGUGCCGACGGUUAUGAUGUCACCAACCUUUUGUCCGAAGACCCGCUGACACGCCGGAGAGGUCUCAGACUGGAAUAUUUCCUGCGGCCUCCGCUGCACGUCACCCUGGCCUUCCGGCUCAAGAUGGAGCUGUGUCGGGUGGAUGUCGAGUUGUGGCCCUGGCGUUUGGAUCAGGGAAAAAACUCCCGCAGGCUGGAGAUCUUCAGCUCUUCAGAUGGAGACCGCGGACAGUUCAAGCUCGUGGCUCGGUGUGAUUUGCAGGACGACGUUCAGGUGCGUUUCCAUCACCCGAACUUUAAACCUCGAGCUCCGUUCCUCGAUCCGCCACCGCAGGGCCCAGCGCAGAUCAGACGUGUGGAUCUCUGGAGCCGCGGGCCGCAGUCUCUGGACUCUGUGGCUCAGCUCCGGGUCAGCAUUCCAUUCAGCGGCGCUGACACCGCGCUGGGAAUCAAGUCUCUGGCUGUUUGGGCCGCGCCGGCUCGCUGCUGUUCUUCUUCUGAAGUGGAGAAGUUCCACGAAGGUCACCUGAAGAGUCUGCAGAUGAGCCCUCCGUCAGCUGUUCCCACCUCAGAACCUCUCGAGCCACCUGAUAUUCCCAUUCCAGAAGAGUUCCUGGACCCGCUGACACAAGAACUCAUGGUGUUUCCCAUGAUCUUACCCAGUGGAGUGGUGAUAGACAACAGCACUUUAGAGGAAUAUCAGAAGAGAGAAGCUACAUGGGGCCGUCUGCCCAACGACCCGUUCACCGGUGUUCCUUUCGCGCAAAACUCCAAACCUCUGCCCAACCCUCUGCUCAAAAGCCGCAUUGACUGUCUGGUGCUGCAGACGGGACGCACGAGAGUCCAGAACAAACUCACGAACAAACCACAAGCUUCCAGACUUAUCGUGUCGGCCAUAACCUCCACAAACUCUAACGGCGGUCACGAGGAUCCAGAACCUUCAAGAACUCAAGACGACGUUAGAUGCGAUGAGCCUGUGGCCUGUACAAGCGUGUCAGCCCUCACGAGCAGAAAAACUCUUAAAAGAAAGUAUGAGUGUAGUUUUCCUUCCAGCGCGGUUGAUUGUGAGGCUGUAACGCGUGAGACGGUCUCGCACACCACCACAGAAUCUCACGAGCAGCGUCUGGCACACAGUUUAGAUGAAGCUCUGAAUCAAGCCCUUCAUGGAUUGCCAACAUUCACCUCGCAGAGUAAAACAGCCUCCAGCGACGACGCUUCAGAUGGUCAGCACAAAUGUUUGUUUUGUUCGUGUUUGUUGAGUGUUUAUUCUUGGAGCGUGUUGUCGUACUCUCUGCCCUGUGGACAUCUCAUGUGUGGACCGUGUUUACAGCGCAAACGCCCCUCAGACUCUCAGAGGUUAAAGAUCGAAUGCCCCGCCUGUGGCACGUUUGCUUCCAGCGGUGACAUCACGCGCGUGCAUCAUUAAACCACGCUUAUUUCAGUGAUGGUUGCAGAUUUUCUUUGUCUUUGUAUGUUUUUGUGUUUAUUAUUGAGAACAAAUAAAAUAAAGAAAUGAAUGUG
This is a messenger RNA of Triplophysa rosa, 2083 nucleotides long. It is a transcript of the gene ubox5, whose product is annotated as U-box domain containing 5. Lineage: Eukaryota; Metazoa; Chordata; Actinopteri; Cypriniformes; Nemacheilidae. Gene Ontology annotation, biological process: protein polyubiquitination. Gene Ontology annotation, cellular component: nucleus. Gene Ontology annotation, molecular function: ubiquitin protein ligase binding; ubiquitin-ubiquitin ligase activity. The transcript has 5 exons. The record is from RefSeq and is a predicted model, not a curated record. Bases 507 to 1988 code for a protein of 493 amino acids.